CGCAAAAUGCGCCCGCGUAACGCGUCCCUAUGUGCGCCUAAACGAAUGCCGUGCGGCGGCCGCGGCUCGAGGAGACGUUUGGUCAGACUAGAGUAGUCCGCCAGCUCAGCCAGCCCGGUGACAAGAGUCCGGCGGGUCUGACCAGCGGUCGUAGGGGGUGUGGGGGGGGGUGUUUGUUAGGAAAGCGGCGCCUCUCAUCUUGCUCGUCCAAGAUAACGUUACACUAAUUACAAAAGCGUGACAUCUUCUUUUCCUUUUCCUUUGUGUUGCUCCGACAGCCGCCUCGCCGCUUACAACGCGGUAGCAAAAACAAAUGUCAACGUUAAUAGCGAUCUGACGUUAGUGCUAGCUUUAAGCUAACUAACGUUAGCCCCAAUCAGGGCGGUUUGGGGGUUGAAGGAAAAAGUGAAUGCAGUGUCUGUUGUAAGUUAAUGUAUGUUAGCAAACAUCAGCAUUUAGAUCGUACAGUUCGCGCAGGUUAAAACGCAUUGUUUUUGAGGUUGAGGGACGUUUGACUGCACAAAAAAAAAUGUUAAUGGCUGCAUCUUGAGCUAAUGUGGCUAAGCUAGCUUGUCAUGUGUAUGCCCUGUGCAGGUCAGUAUCCAUGGAGUACUGCUAGCUAGCUAAGUAGCCCAAGUUGGCUAGGCCUGCACGGUGUUGCUGCUGCUCGGUGUACAGUGUUGCCCUUUUUGGUUUUCACAUGUUUCUUUGCUUUGUAUUCAUUGCAAUGUCAAGUUGCAAAGUAUUGUUGCGGAAUAGAUUCCUCUCACCAAGAUGCAGCCCGAACCAAACAGUAACGUUAGUUGUUGCACAAAUAUAUCUUACUUACUUACUUUUCCAAAUGAUUUACUCUGUUUUGCACUUAUUAACCUCAUUAGUUGGAAACGGUGAGCUUGUUGGCCCAAAUCCUCCCGUUUGUGUUUCUAUUUUUUCAUCCUAAUUCUAUUUUAAACGAGAUCCAUGUUUCUAUGUUGUCAUUACCUUCUUAAGAAUACAUCUUUUCCAGUUGUGAAGCUCGGUGGACUUCUGGAUAUUCUCUCUCUCUCUCUCUCUCUCUCUCUCUGUAAGUUAAGGAAACUUGCCUUUGGGGGAGAUUGGAGAAACUAAUCUCUCACUUUUCUUUUUCAUACCUCAGAUGAUUCGUACCAGACCAGAAAGCACUACUAACGCCGAAUACCGCUCCAUGACCUGAUUAUGGGCUUGAGGGCCAGAUACUUAUGGAGCACCCCUAGAGCGCACCGCAGCACACAGUGAGCCGGUUAAGGUCUUAUGAGUUUGGACAGCGUGAGGAAUGUGAACCCUUCACACGAUCUUACUACUGGCCGCGGCCCGGGAAAGCUCAUUAAAGUCUAGACUUUAGAGGGAGCGUGUAUUUGAGGAGCACUGCUACAUAAGAAGUCUCGCCCGCUGCCUUGCUGUCGCAGACGCAUGCGUGAACACUUGCAUCAGUCGAUGUUGUUCGAUCAGAGAUUUUGUAUAGUGUCAUUCAUAUCUCAAAACCACAUUAUAUCUAGUAUACAACUCGCUUUGUGGCGAGAAGAUGGUUGGUUUCUCGUAGUGUCUAUGAAGCACCAUUGAGGGAAGAUGUAGUUUGGUUAGGCCUUCAUUUAUGCACUUUUCUCUUUUUGAUGUCUGGGUGCAAUAGUUUCAAUGGGUUUGAAAUCCUAAACUAACGAGGGGAUUGUGCAGAAUAAUUACCGGUGGUAUUGAGACGUCUGCGCUCUGUUCGAUUCCCACAUCAAAGGACUGCAUUAUUUCGCUGCGAGUGAAACUCUAAAAUGACUCAUUGAAAAUGAUAAGCCGGUGGAAGGAUUUUGCUCUGCGGGUUACAUAACCACACUGUGUGUUUUGUGUAUUAGCAGAUGUGCUUUUUGGGGACAGUUUUCAGCGAAGCAUGCAUCACUUUUUAAUAACUUGGAUUGUUAAGAAAAUACAUUUUCAGAGUUUUCAGAACAAACAUUCAUUUCAGCCCUCCUUGUGCCUUUUAAAAAAAUAGUGUGGAAGGUGGUGCAUGUUAAGUCAUGUUACGGCAGUGGCUUCUUGUGCAAUUUUUUUUAUUCCUGUCAUCAAGACGCAGCGUAAUCUGCUGGGCUCUGUGUUUAAGACGGCCAUGUGAGGCUGUCGGCGCAGGGCUCGCCCUCCCGUUGUGGUCUUAAGCUCUCGGAGCGCAGUGCUCCAAUUCUCAGAAAGGAUCAGAGUCAAAAUGCACAGGAAGACAGGUUUGUCUUUGUCGAGAGACACAUUCUACACAAAAGGCUUCCGCUUGUACUCGCAACACUGAUACGUCCGUUUGGCUUUAAUAACGACUCAGAAAAUUGAUUUUUAUUUUCCCCGGCUACUUUCAUUCUGCCGUAUUUACAGUCACGUGAGAUGAAGCGAUGAGCGGAACAGAACGAUUAUUUUAUUGAGUAAUUAAGUGCGAAUGAAUUAGACUGGAGAAUAAGAUUAAAUAUACGCAAAGCUUCUUGCAAUGUUGUUUCUGAUGAUUUCAGCAAGUACAGUGAUCACUGGAUCAGCGAGUGUUGUGAUAAAACAAAAGUGCUGCAGUAAAAGUAAGACACCGCUUAGAAAACAAGGGAUAGUUUCCAAAUAUAAUACGGCCUCUAAUGUUUGCUGUUAGUGUGUAGCUCUACUCUCAUUUCUCACCUUUUUGCUCCUUUUACUCUCCACUAGAACAAAGUAGUUGUCGAGGGUUUGUGAAGCGACGCCUAUUGAUGCUUUCUUUGUAAGCAGAGGAGCGCUUUUUGUUUAAAGAAAUAAAGCAAACUGUAUUUGUGAAGAGAGAGAGAGAGAGAGGAUGUUUCCCAUCUCCCAGAUAAUAAAUGUGUGUUUUUCUUUGUUGCUUAGUGAGAUUUUCUGUUGAGAUAACCGCCCUGAUGCACACUCGUUGUGAGGCCGUUUGAGGUCAACCAACUGUCAGCCAGCGGCACCCAGCCCAGAUAUACGCAAAAGCAACCAAUGCACAGAUGCCAUGAAAGCAAGAUUUAUUCAAAUAUAUUUAUAUGCACACAUUAUGAUGGUGUUUUUUUCAUUUUUUCAUUGUUAACUUGCAGAAACGUGACAAUAUUUCCAUAUGGUCCAAACUGUGCGGCGCUCAGGCUUCAUUGAACAGUUGAAAUAGUUUCCUGUGGUUGUUUAUGAGCUUCUGAGCUGUGGUUACACCAAGCUGUCUCGCAGUUGAUGGGAAGGCAAUCAUAAAGAAAGACAAGACAGUCUUCGCUUUUAUCAGCGGUGAUUGAGUUUUUAGUGUGUUUGUUAAGAUGAGAUAAGAUGUGAAGAUACGAAACAUCACUAUGAUUGAGGGAUGUUUUUGAAUUUAGCUAUUUAUUGUUUAAUAUUAUGAAGUCAUAGUCCAUUGCGAUUCAUACUGAACUCUCAAAAAUGUUCCGAUGUUGAUGUGCUCUGAACUCAUUUUCAUCACCUUAUGAUGCGAAGAUGUAUUAUUUCAUGUGACUCCAGAGAGCAAAUCAUCUCGGCAUUUAGUUUCAUAGUGAGCUGUUCCAGUUGUGGCCUUGACAUAUUAAUAACCACUCAAUAUGGUUGUAGCCAUCAGGGACAGAAUCCAACUGAAUAAGCCACUUUGCAAAGAUGUGAAUACGCAGCUUUCGAAGCGGAAUUCACCCACAUUUGUUUUGGAAGGCUGUGGUUUUGACUCCUACACGUGGAACUGAAACAUUGGUGGGCAAAUGAGGUGAUGCACUGUAAAUGGCUUUCCGGGCAACACGCGGAAGUCCCGACAGCAGUUCCAUGUCCGGCUCUGCAGCUUGAAGACACCGGCGCUCUGCAGGGGAGCGGCGUUGAGACGCAGUGAAUCUGGGACCUUCCUGCACCUCGCAUACACAUUUCAGAGGAAAUUCGCUCCAAACUUUCAGCAUCAAAGACAAAAAGCCUUUUGAUUUUUAAGUUUGAUUUUUUUUUUUUUUUUAAGCGUAUGGAGCAAAACCUGGAACGGAUUAUAUGUCUGUUGGACUGCAUUUCCUACCUGGGACAGCAUGGAUGCUGUUUUUGAAUCUGGUUGAAUAUCAAUCGCCUCGUCCCCUCCUUCCUGUCUCUCCGGUCGAAGGAGGGUGGGGGAUCGGCGUGGCGUCCCCUGCCCCUCCUGGUAGAGUAGGCUAGUCUAGCUCGGCACCAUAGCAGCAAGCCUUUUUUAAAUUUUUAUUUCCACCAACUCAUCCCUUGAUUCUUCGCUUCAUGAAAUCCUGCAAGAGCCUGAGGGAAGAGGUUUCUGUUCCUAUCCUUGGCGGGAUGUCCCAGGAGGAAGGGCGGAGGGCUUCGGUUACCCAGUCCUAUUUCCACUCCCCUAACCCAGAUCUGGACCUGGCAGGCAAGCUGUAUAAGCGGGAAGUUGGUGGUAAGCCGUAUUCUGUGUUGGUGGACAAUAAAAUGUCAACCAAGACCUCCAUGGGGGAUCAGAACAUUGGUCCGAUUCCCAUCCAACAUGUGACGCCGCAGCAGCAUCAGCAGUACUUCAGUGAGGCGGGAGUGGGGCAGGAGGCGGGGACGCACGGGUCCCAGGCUGCCAACAACCGCACCUCGGACGACACUGACGAUGACGAGGAGGAGGAGGACGACGAGGAGGAGGAAGAAGAAGAAGAAGAAGACGACGACGAUGAUGAUGAUGAAGAUGGGGAGGAGGAGAGCUUCAAGCGCGAGCAGAUCAUUGUCGAGGUUAACCUGAACAACCAGACACUUCAUGUGUCCAAGGCGGACAGCAAGACUGGAACCACAGCUGAAGACUCUGAAAGAGCUGGCAGCAACGACGACGAGGAUGACGACGACGACGAAGAAGAGGAGGAGGAGGAGGAAGAGGAGGACAGCCUUGAUGAAGAGGAUGAAGAAGAGAUGGAGAGUCAAAGAACGAGGUCAAAGAGAGCUCGCCGGGGUGACGGCGGCACGGCGGCGCCCAGCCAGCCGCUGAGAAAGAGCCUGCGGACAGCGCUGAGCAAAGCCGCCGCCGGAAUGACCACCAGGGGCCGGCGGAAGCGCAUGGAGCCUGCAAAGCGCAAACGCCGGUCGGCCCGGUCGGCCCCGUCCUCCGCCGGCUCCACGGCGACGGGGGGGAAGGCGGAGGCGGAGGAGAAGGAGAUGCUGACGUGUGAAAAGUGCCCCCGGGUGUUCAACACGCGCUGGUACCUGGAGAAGCACAUGAAUGUCACCCACAGGCGGAUGCAGAUCUGCGACAAGUGCGGCAAAAAGUUUGUCCUGGAAAGUGAGCUGGCCUUACACCAACAGACCGACUGCGAGAAGAACAUCCAGUGUGUCUCCUGCAACAAGUCUUUUAAGAAGCUGUGGUCACUGCACGAGCACAUAAAGAUUGUGCACGGCUAUGCAGAAAAGAAGUUUUCUUGUGAGAUCUGUGAGAAGAAGUUCUACACUAUGGCUCAUGUCCGCAAGCACAUGGUUGCUCACACAAAGGACAUGCCGUUUACCUGCGAGACAUGUGGGAAGUCGUUUAAACGCAGCAUGUCUUUAAAAGUUCACUCGCUCCAGCAUUCGGGAGAGAAACCCUUCCGUUGUGAGAACUGUGACGAGCGGUUCCAAUACAAGUAUCAGCUGCGCUCCCACAUGAGCAUUCACAUCGGACACAAGCAGUUCAUGUGCCAGUGGUGUGGCAAAGACUUCAACAUGAAACAGUAUUUUGAUGAGCACAUGAAAACACACACAGGAGAGAAGCCUUUCAUCUGUGAGAUCUGCGGGAAGAGCUUCACCAGCCGGCCCAACAUGAAGCGCCACCGGCGCACCCACACGGGGGAGAAGCCUUACCCCUGCGACGUGUGCGGCCAGCGCUUCCGCUUCUCCAACAUGCUCAAAGCGCACAAGGAGAAGUGCUUCCGGGUCACCAGCCCCGUGGUCCCGCAGACCAGCGGCCCGCCCAUGCCUGUGCGCGUCUUCGCCAACACCUUCUCCACCUCCUCCCCCUCCACUUCCUCCAUCUCCGGUCCCAGUCCCGCCGCCGCCGCCCCCUCGGCGCACGUGGACCUCAACCCGACAGGAGGGCAAUUGCCUCCGCGAGGCCCCGCGGGACACGCGUUCUCCCACGUGCACCUCCACUCAAACCCCUCCCACCAUCACCCCCACCCGCCGACGACCCAGCAGCACCUGUCAAACGCGCCGCAACACCCCCACCACCACCUGGCGGUGCCCCCGGUCUCCCAAAUCCCCCCACCCCCGGCCCUGUUCAAGAGCGAGCCCUUAAACCACUGUGGGCAUGAAGACGCCAGCUACAUGCACCACAUGGCUCCGCCCGACAAGGGCCCCGGGGCCCCCCAGCACCACUGAACUGGGCUCCAGCUGUGCGGGCCCCCCACCAAACCGCGCCUUUGGUCGUCCUCUCCUCGUCGUCCGGCCUCAGUCUCUCGGUUGCAGUGAUCCGAAAAUAAGUAAAGAUACACGUACACACACCUGUGUGUGACAAGCAGACACACACACUCAGUAAAAAGACUUCUGGUCAAUGUUUUCUGAGGAAAACGAGUUCUCUAUGUGUACGUUGGUGGGUGCAAAGUGUCUCCUUGCUGAUGGGGGGGCGGCGUGGGCUCGUCCAGGAUCGCCACCAUUCGGCGAUUCUCCUCGAGUUGACCAGGAGUUUCCGUGCACUUCCUGCCCACGGCGAUGCUCAAGCUGUCCUACUCAUUGACCGGUAGGGGCUCGCCCCCACAGCAAUAUUUGAUGAAUGUUGGAUCGGGUUCUGCCUGGACCUUUGACGGAACGCCUCGACCUUGGACUAGAGGGGAAACCGCAGCAGUGCAAUGGGCUAAAGUCAUAAGGGGGCGAUUUGUGUUGGUGGGGGGGGGUUGGGACGCACGCUUUGUAAAUGGUUAGUUGACUCAAAACAAGGUCCGAGAUUCACAUAACGGAUAGACGGUGCUUUCCAUUCCGGUGCGUACAGUGUUUCUUAAUCAUGCUUUUUUCCAUUUUGAUUUCCUGACGCCCAAUAUAUGACAAAGCGACGAUGUCGUGCGUUUUCGAAAGCGACGCGAGGUCUGACUGCGCGCGUCCCCCAAGCACACGCUGACAAAAGACAAAGACUCCCCUCGCUGUGUUCAGUGCAACCUCAGAGCUGUUGGUCAACCCAUGCUUUUAGAUAACGGAUGACUGUCAAAUACUGCCACUGUGAGGGGCCAGACCCGUGGCCCCAUCAGGAUUUACCCCACUUCUACCCCUUCGCUGCUGUCGAAAUGAUACGGGUUACCAUGUGAAAGGUCAUUUGACACACACACACAGUAUAUACACACACCUGGGACCUCUUUCAUCACCGUUCUUAACAGGCAAUUAUGCAUAUUCCUCUCAGCCUAUAUUCCACAGUCCGGUGUGGGGAGUUGUUGUAAUGUAACGGUUUGCUUUUUCACAAACGCGUGUCAACCCCUGUUGAAUGUUACCUUCGCAGAAUAAUGGCGGAUGACUCGUUUAUGUUUUCGUUUUGUUUUGUUUUUUAUAUUCUCUGAUCAUUUGUGCCGUUUUAAGCUAAUGUAGAUAGACUGUUGUUAGCACAUGAUAGGAAAUGUCAGGAUAAAAGGCAGUGGUCGUACAACUUCUAAUAUUUGGAAUUCUUGUAAAGGUAAGCAGACGUCAUACAUCAUUGAUGUAAUAGCCGAUGGUGUGAAUGUUAUUUGUUUAAAGUAAGCAUAAAGGGUUGGCAAGUAUUGGUCAUGAGUUGCGUGGUUGGUAGCCCUUCACCCAGUCCGACAGAUACCGUGUGUGCGUUUGCGUGUGUGUGCAUUUUCUCUGCUUGUGUGUGUGUGUGUGUGUGUGUGUGUGUGGUUGUCCCAGUGCUUUUCUACCAAAAGCUGCUUUUACACAACGUGCCCCACCAUGUGUGUGUAUUUGGGGAUACCGAAGAUGGAGAAUAGCAGUAAAUGGAAAAAUGAUCCUCUUUCUUACAGUCUAACGGUAUUCAGCAUCGGUAGUUUAGGAUAAAACCCUUUUUUUCUCGGUUUGAGACCUGCAAUUAUCCUGCCAUUUCUAAGGGUCUUAAUACUUUAUUUGCUUAUGCGGUGCCCUCGGGUUCAGCGCUGGGCUUCAGCGUUUUUCGCAGUAUGGAUCUUUGGCUUGCUGUUUUUUUUUAUUUAUUUUUUUAAGCCUUUUUUUGUGUGUGUAUGUGUGUGUAUUCUCUGCACUUUACUGCUGCGUGGGUGAAGCACAGGGAAGGGAGGGACUGACGAUGCAUCGUGGAACAGAGUGCAGAUGUGGCUGCACGAGAACGGGUGGAGGUGAUUUAUUUUGAGCGGAUGUUGUUGGGAAAGGAGGAGAAUCCCGGGUGGAGGCGGGUAGUGUGGAAGGGACCACAGCGAACAAAGGACAUGUCAUUUUAGUACGCGCAUACUUCUAAUUUCCUAUUCAUGUUUUCUUUCUCUUUUUAAAGAAACACCCUUUUGCUCCUUGUUGACCUCCCGUCAGAGUGAAAGCGACAUUCCUCCUGCUUCGGUGACUUCCCUCUAGCUCGAGCUCGCUGCGUGUUUGUCUCCGACCUGUCCGGUUUUGUCUUUUAGUUUGGCAAAUGAUUCUCCUCCUCGUUUCUUUGUUUCCUAGAAUGCACUUUCUACUAAAAUUCUUGGCUAGUUAAUGAAAAAAUAACAUGUAUAUUCUUUAAAGAUGUUUUAAAAAAAAAUCAAAUAUACUUUUUCCCCUUUGUAUUUUUAACCACUUAAUGUAGCAUUGCGUAUUUUAUUAUUGUAUCUGGUACAACAUGUGCAGCUUUACAAUGUCCCGGUUUGUCCUUUUUUGUAUGUUAUCUGGAGAAUGUGGAGUGAAAAGUUGGGCCUUUUUUGAUAAUGUACAUUAAACUGACUGCUAAACUUUGAGAAGUAAAAACAAGUAGCCAUGAUUA
Gasterosteus aculeatus aculeatus (three-spined stickleback) is the source of this 8824-nucleotide messenger RNA. NCBI's taxonomy places the organism in Eukaryota, Metazoa, Chordata, Actinopteri, Perciformes, Gasterosteidae. The record is from RefSeq and is a predicted model, not a curated record.